UUGGAUUUUGCGGGACCUUUCCAGGGCCGUCAUUUUCUGGUGAGCGUCGACUCCCACUCCAAGUGGCCCGAGGUUUUUGUGAUGAACAGCACAUCGGCCGAAGCAACUAUUGAAAAGCUGAGGGAGCUGUUUAGUCAUUUCGGUCUGCCAGAUGUUGUUGUCAGUGACAAUGGCCCCCAAUUUUGUUCCCAAGAAUUUCAGAUUUUCUUGCGAGAGAACGGUGUGAGGCACGUCAGGACCGCCCCCUACCAUCCAUCAAGUAAUGGGCUGGCUGAGCGUUUCAUCCGCACCCUGAAGGAGGCCUUACGAAAAGAGAUGCCGGGCCGGCCUCUGUCCCGUCGACUAGCAAGUUUCUUGUUAGCUUACAGAAACACACCGCACGCCACAACCCUUCAGAGUCCUGCGGAGUUGCUGCUUGGGCGGCGGCUCACUACCCGUCUCGACAGACUGCGACCCUCUGCAGAGGAAACUGUUCACCGCAAGCAGGACGUGCUACAGGUGAAGCACAGUGGCAAACACCGACACUUCGUGCCGGGUGAUAAGGUGUACGUCAAGAACUUCCGGCCGGGUGAGAGGUGGUUGCACGGAGUCGUCAUGGCUAGAUCCGGACCGGUCUCCUACAGGCUUCGCGUGACCACACCGCGGGGGACCUUCGUGUGGCGGCGACACCAAGACCACCUGCGGUUGCGGGAGAGCUCUACCCCAGAGGAGGAGGAAGGCGGUUUGCUGAUACCGAGUGUCCUGCCAUCAUCGCCAACCCCAGGGCAAGGGGGACUCGUGAACGAGCGGCCUCCAGUUGGGUCACCGGUGGUAGAGGGACAAGACAUGGGAUCAACUCCAGUCUCCGGUCGUUCCCCAGCCCAGCCGCAAGAAAUUCAGCGCCGGUAUCCCGAACGGCAACGGCGUGCGCCUAAUAGGUUUUCGCCUUGAGAAGGAAGAGAA
Messenger RNA from Ixodes scapularis (black-legged tick), 942 nucleotides. RefSeq lists its product as uncharacterized. The transcript has a single exon. The coding region runs from base 82 to 930 and encodes 282 amino acids. NCBI's taxonomy places the organism in Eukaryota, Metazoa, Arthropoda, Arachnida, Ixodida, Ixodidae. The record is from RefSeq and is a predicted model, not a curated record. Gene Ontology annotation, molecular function: nucleic acid binding. Gene Ontology annotation, biological process: DNA integration.